ACAGUUAGAAGGCCGCGUGAACACAGUGGGACUCUAGUAGGGAGACGGAGAGCGAGCAAGUGAGCGAAUCCAAAAUGGCGAUAUCGGGAGAUUUCAGGGUCUCUGCAACACUGGCCUCUUACAACAAGCACCUUCUUCGAAGCUCUAUGCCUACUUCAAAUUCAAAGGUAGAGUUCAUUGGUUUUCCUGGUCGGGGAUCUGGCACAUUCCCAAACAUACACAAGUGGCCUGGUAUCAUGCUUGAUAGAUGUAAAAUUCAGGAUCACUCUAGACGAUUUUCUGGGAUUACUGGAGAUUAUCAGCUAUCUUCGACCCCAAUUAGUGAUGCUGCUGAAAGCUUUCUCCUAAAUGCUAUAAACAUGAGCUUCCUUGAGCGUUUAAACCUGGCAUGGAAGAUAAUAUUCCCAUCACCAGCACGAAGAAAGAGCUCAAAUGCAAGGAUUGCCAAACAGCGGUUGAAGAUGAUUCUUUUCUCUGACAGAUGUGCUGUUAGUGACGAGGCAAAACAGAAGAUUGUAAGCAACAUUGUGCAUGCUUUAUCAGAAUUUGUGGAGAUAGACUCAGAAGAUAAAGUCCAGCUGAGUGUCACUGCAGAUCUUGAUGUUGGGACUGUGUACUGUGUUACAGUGCCUGUACGAAGGGUGAGGCCAGAAUAUCAGGAUGCAGAAGAAAUUGGUACAAUAACAAAUAUUGAGUACAAAGAUACUGGAGAAACUUCUGGUUCUGUGGAUGUCCGAUUUGAUUUCUUCAUCCCAGAUGAAAGAAUAUAAUAAAACAAAGUGUCGGCGAGUACCAUCCUUCCAUGUUUGGAUCUUUAGCUUGGGAGAUAAGCUUGCAGUUCUGUAUAUAUGAGAAAUGCAUGGUAGGCUAUUGAAGAUUUUCCUGUUUUAUUUUUGCAGUUAAUUGAAUGGCUGGUUAAUGACGUUAAAGCAUGUUAAUAAGCAUGGUAUUUGAAUCCUGCAACGGGUAUUUCCGUAUUUACCAUUGUGUUGGAUGAGGUUUUUCACUCUCGGAAGAAAUUUGUAAGUUGUGAACUUGAGUUCUGGAGACGACCGACAUUCUUGUCAUUAUUCACUGAAUCUCGUAGUUGAGCUUUUUUAUUUACC
This is a messenger RNA of Manihot esculenta (cassava), 1106 nucleotides long. Its product is annotated as cell division topological specificity factor homolog, chloroplastic. The transcript is spliced from 2 exons. The record is from RefSeq and is a predicted model, not a curated record. Bases 75 to 770 code for a protein of 231 amino acids. Gene Ontology annotation, biological process: regulation of division septum assembly; chloroplast fission; cell division. NCBI's taxonomy places the organism in Eukaryota, Viridiplantae, Streptophyta, Magnoliopsida, Malpighiales, Euphorbiaceae.